Monopterus albus (swamp eel) is the source of this 3651-nucleotide messenger RNA. RefSeq names its product E3 ubiquitin-protein ligase MARCH6 (gene marchf6). NCBI's taxonomy places the organism in Eukaryota, Metazoa, Chordata, Actinopteri, Synbranchiformes, Synbranchidae. Bases 450 to 3200 code for a protein of 916 amino acids. Gene Ontology annotation, molecular function: zinc ion binding. The transcript has 25 exons. Gene Ontology annotation, biological process: ERAD pathway. Gene Ontology annotation, cellular component: endoplasmic reticulum membrane. The record is from RefSeq and is a predicted model, not a curated record.
UAAUGUUUACUAACUUAAUAUUACCAAUUGAGUAAGAACUCGAUUGCUCGUUUAAAGGAUAUGACGUGAACGCGUCAGGCUCGGGAUCUGAUGAACUGUUGUGAUGGGGUAACAGUAACGUUAGCACACGCGUUAGCUAGUUUAGCUAGUUGUGUCCAAGGUUUUACCCGUAACUUCAGCAACAGUUAGGAUGUAACGUUUUCCAGCUUUAUACUAUUAUCUUAAAAUACGCUGUAAAAGUAAAAGCUUUGUCUAGCUGCGAGCAUUAGGCUGAUGUGAGAGGACAACGAAGCAAGCGUUGGGAAACCAUUUUAUGAUUGUCAGUGCAUCUGACAGUUGAGCAUAACGUUACACUCAUCUCACUAGCUUAAUUUAACUUUGUCGUGAAUGGGUUAACUGUACAAGGGGCUCGUACUGGCAGAAACGGUGACCCGUGCUUAGCAAACAACAUGGAUACUGCCGAAGAAGCUGAUAUUUGUCGUGUGUGCCGCUCUGAGGGGACCCCAGAGAAACCUCUGUACCACCCCUGUGUCUGCACUGGCAGUAUUAAGUUUAUCCAUCAGGAAUGUUUGGUCCAGUGGCUGAAACACAGCAGGAAAGAGUACUGUGAAUUAUGCAAGCACAGAUUUGCUUUCACACCCAUCUACUCCCCAGACAUGCCGUCACGUCUACCCAUACAGGACAUUUGUGCCGGACUGCUGACUAGUGUGGGCACGGCCAUUCGCUACUGGUUCCAUUACACAUUGGUGGCCUUUGCAUGGCUCGGAGUGGUACCUCUCACUGCAUGUCGCAUCUACAAGUGUCUGUUUACUGGCUCUGUGAGCUCCCUUUUGACACUGCCAUUGGACAUGCUGUCUACAGAGAAUCUGCUUGCAGAUUGUCUACAGGGAUGCUUUGUGGUCACCUGCACCCUGUGUGCAUUUAUCAGUUUGGUGUGGCUCAGAGAACAGAUAGUCCACGGUGGUGCUCCCCAGUGGUUAGAGCAACACCAGCCGCCACCACCCAAUGUGGCUGGACAAGCUAAUGAGGCACAAGCUGCAGGUCAGGGAGCAGCUGAUGAUCCCCCUGCUGCCCAGCCAGUCCCUGCUGAUCCUCCAGCCCAGAACGAAGCAGACCCUGAGCCCCCUGAUGCCCCCGCAGACCAGGGUGAUGAUCCAGACCUGGAAGAAGAGGGAGCGGCCGCUGAAGAUGCAGACCCUAACAAUGGCGCACAAGAUGACAUGAACUGGAAUGCUUUGGAGUGGGACAGAGCGGCAGAGGAGCUCACCUGGGAAAGGAUGCUUGGUCUGGAUGGUUCACUGGUAUUUUUGGAGCAUGUUUUCUGGGUGGUGUCACUCAACACACUCUUCAUCCUGGUCUUUGCAUUUUGUCCCUACCACAUUGGACACUUCUCCGUUGUCGGUCUUGGUUUUGAGGAAUAUGUCCAAGCCUCCCACUUUGAGGGUUUAAUCACUACCAUUGUGGGAUACGUACUUCUGGCCAUGACUCUCAUUCUCUGCCAUGGCCUGGCUGCUCUGGUCAGGUUCCAGCGCUCCCGACGUCUCCUUGGAGUCUGCUACAUUGUUGUUAAGGUCUCUCUGCUGGUUGUUGUGGAGAUCGGUGUGUUUCCACUUAUCUGUGGCUGGUGGCUUGACAUCUGUCGAUUAGAGAUGUUUGAUGCCUCUCUGAAAGACAGAGAGUUAAGUUUUAAAUCAGCUCCUGGUACCACCAUGUUCCUACACUGGCUUGUCGGGAUGGUCUAUGUCUUCUACUUUGCCUCUUUCAUCCUUUUACUCAGAGAGGUUCUGAGGCCUGGAGUGCUGUGGUUUCUGAGAAACCUCAAUGACCCAGAUUUUAACCCGGUGCAGGAGAUGAUUCACUUGCCCAUCUACAGGCACCUGCGGCGGUUCAUUCUGUCCGUCGUGGUGUUUGGCUCUAUCGUGUUGCUCAUGCUGUGGCUGCCCAUCAGGCUGAUUAAACUACUGCUACCCACAUUUCUUCCAUACAAUGUCAUGCUCUACAGUGAUGCCCCAGUCAGUGAGCUGUCUUUGGAGCUAUUAUUACUUCAGGUUGUGCUCCCUGCUCUGCUGGAGCAAGGACACACUCGCCAGUGGCUCAAAGGCCUGGUCAGGGCCUGGACAGUCAGUGCUGGAUAUUUACUAGACCUCCACUCAUACCUCCUCGGGGAGCAAGAGGACAACAAUGCCAACCAGCCUGUGAACAACAACAAUAAUAACAAUCCUCCACUUGGCCACCAUAAUAAUAAUAACAACCCUGCCCCAGCAGUCGGUGAGGGGCUGCAUGCAGCCCAUCAGGCCAUCCUGCAACAAGGGGGGCCAGUGGGUUUUCAACCCUACCACCGACCCCUUCGCUUCCCAUUUAGGAUUGUGUUGCUGAUAGCUUUCAUGUGCAUCACCCUGCUGGUGGCCAGUCUGGUGUGUCUAACCCUACCAGUGUUCACUGGGCGUUGGCUCAUGUCCUUCUGGACAGGAAACUCUAAGAUCCACGAGCUGUACACAGCAGCAUGUGGCCUGUAUGUCUGCUGGCUGUCUAUCCGUGGAGCCACUGUGCUGCUUGCCUGGAUGCCCCAGGGACGCACAGUCAUCAUUCACAAAGUCCAGGAGUGGACUCUCAUGAUCCUGAAGACCCUGGUUGUAGCUUUGCUGAUUGCAGGAGUCAUCCCGUUGUUACUGGGCCUGCUGUUUGAACUGGUCAUUGUGGCUCCACUCAGGGUGCCCCUGGACCAAACACCCCUUUUCUACCCCUGGCAGGACUGGGCUCUUGGAGUGCUUCAUGCCAAAAUCAUUGCUGCCAUCACUCUUAUGGGGCCUCAGUGGUGGCUCAAGACUGUUAUUGAGCAGGUUUAUGCAAAUGGAAUUCGCAACAUUGAUCUCCAGUUCAUCAUUCGUAAACUGGCAGCUCCAGUCAUCACAGUGCUGCUACUGUCCUUGUGUGUCCCCUAUGUGAUCGCUGCUGGUGUGGUGCCUGCUGUAGGAGUGACCCCAGAGAUGGAGAUUCUAAUGCAAAGGAGAAUCUACCCGUUCCUCUUGAUGGUGGUCUCGCUUAUUGGCAUUCUGUCAUUCCAGAUCCGACAGUUUAAACGCCUUUAUGAACACAUCAAGAAUGACAAGUACUUGGUUGGCCAGAGGCUUGUCAACUAUGAACGGAAAGCUGGAAGAGCGAGCUCAGUCCCCCUGUCCAACCCUGUUGUUGUAGAAUAGAUUUUCAUGUUACAGGCUGCUACAUUUUUCCACCUCCUGUGAACAUUCUGUCCUCCACCCCUUACCCCACCUCUUUUUCAUUUUCACCUCAGAUUUUGGACUGUAAUCCUUUUGAAUCUCCUGUGGAUCUAUGUGGAUUUGAUGGGUGUUGUUUCAUUUCUUGAAUACCCUUUUAAUGGUAUCAGAAAAUGUAUUAUAAUCAGUUGAGUAAUCCCCUGAGAGAAAGCAGGAGGACAAAGACAUUUGAAAUGAAGACAUUUAAAGCUCAACAUCUGUAUUGUCGUUCAUGCCUUGCUUUGUAAAGUGCUGUCUGAUAUUUGUACAUGUGUAAAUACUUUGAGCGCAGACGUAGUCUUAUAAACAAAGAUGGAUAUGGAUUAAUGCAAUGACCAUUGUACAUCUUAAAAGUGUAUGUUUAAUUUAUUACAUAAACUGACAAUUGAUCUUGUCA